This is a messenger RNA of Synchiropus splendidus (mandarinfish), 5863 nucleotides long. It is a transcript of the gene mtnr1al, whose product is annotated as melatonin receptor type 1A like. Gene Ontology annotation, cellular component: membrane. Gene Ontology annotation, biological process: G protein-coupled receptor signaling pathway. The coding region runs from base 215 to 1279 and encodes 354 amino acids. The transcript has 2 exons. Gene Ontology annotation, molecular function: melatonin receptor activity. NCBI's taxonomy places the organism in Eukaryota, Metazoa, Chordata, Actinopteri, Syngnathiformes, Callionymidae. The record is from RefSeq and is a predicted model, not a curated record.
ACGCGCCUCUGCUCAGAUGCGGUUGACAGCAGGUUCUGAAUGAAGCUGGAAUAACGACGCGGAUUUGUGAAUGAAGCUCCCCAUUCUGACUUUUCCCUGACUGAACUAGUUCCUGCCUUCACCCGCGACAGACGACAUGCGCCACUCCGCACCGUUCGAAGGCGCGCUGGCGGCGCACAUCCACGCUCCCCGGUGCGCCUGACCACCGCGCGCAAUGCUGCAUGGACCGAAGCGACACGACCACGACUCGAUGCGACUCGUCGACCCGAGGCACCUUCCGCAACUGAUGUCCCUGGAGGACCAGGAGCCCACCCUGCUGGAGGGGACCCUGGCGCCGCGCAACUCCUCGGCGGCUGGAGAGGAAGGUGCUCCGGGUCAGCAGCACCAGAGCUUCCCGUGGGCGGCCACCGUGCUGGCCGGUGUGCUGAUCACGACCAUCGUGGUGGAUGUUAUCGGGAACCUGCUGGUCAUCGUGUCCGUGUUCAGGAACAGGAAACUCAGGAAAACAGGCAAUGCCUUCGUGGUGAGUCUGGCCUUCGCCGACCUGGUCGUCGCCAUCUACCCAUAUCCGCUGGUCCUGAGCGCCAUCUUCCACGAUGGCUGGAUCGCCGGCUACAUCCACUGUCAGAUCAGUGGCUUCCUCAUGGGCCUCAGCGUCAUCGGCUCCAUCUUCAACAUCACCGGCAUCGCCAUCAACCGCUACUGCUACAUCUGCCACAGCCUCAAAUACGACAAACUCUUCUCCACCAGCAACACCAUGUGCUACGUGGUCCUGGUCUGGGCGCUCACCAUCCUCGCCAUCGUGCCCAACUGGUUCGUGGAGUCCCUGCAAUACGACCCGCGGGUCUACUCCUGUACUUUCGCCCAGUCGGUCAGCUCGCUGUACACCAUUGUUGUGGUGGUGGUGCACUUCAUCCUGCCCAUCGCCAUCGUGACCUACUGCUACCUGCGUAUCUGGAUCCUGGUCAUCCAGGUGAGGCGGAGAGUCAAGCCGGACUCGCGGCCCAAGAUCAAGCCGCACGACCUCCGCAACUUCCUCACCAUGUUCGUAGUGUUCGUGCUUUUCGCCGUCUGCUGGGCGCCGCUCAACCUGAUCGGACUGGCCGUGGCGCUGGACUCCAGGCUGAGUCGCGCCAUUCCCGAGUGGCUGUUCACGGCCAGCUACUUCAUGGCGUACUUCAACAGUUGCCUCAACGCAGUCAUCUACGGCGUCCUGAACCACAACUUCAGAAAAGAGUACAAGAGGAUCGUCCUGAUCAUCUUCAAAUUCCACUGCUGAGAGGAAGCGGCGAAAGGUUGGCGGCCGCCUGGAGGUCCAGUUAAUGUGAAGACCAAUUCAUCAAUCAGAGGAAAAGAAGACGUAUUAAGAAGGAAAUGAGAACAUAACGUGAGGCGAGAACUAGAACUCUUGUAGCUGAAGGGGAGGAGAGAAAAUAAAUGAUGCCACACUCGGACUCAUCAGUGGUGCCUUCAGGGAACGUGGAAAAGAGCAAAACUCAAAAAGGUGAAAAAGUUUGGGAGCAAUUCCUUCCUUAGUAACAGGCGUCGUCAUGACGACGAGGUCGCGACUGCUGUUCAACAGACAGUGACGUCAUUGUGCAUCUUCAUACCUCACGCUGGUACCUAUGUCUUGAACCUAUGUCCAUCCACGCUGUGUGUUCAUGUCCGUACUUGGAAAAGAGAAAAGCGACAAAUGCUGCUGCGACUGAAGUUUACAAAACUGCAUCCACUGAACACAAAGCUGUGGUGCUUCUUAGCUAGCGUGCGGCCGUGCUAAAUGAGGGAAUCUCAAGGUGCUACAGCACAUUUUUCAACACGAAUUGGUCGAUGGAGAGGUAUUGAUGGUACCAAUCACUUAACAAUGCUCCCAGUGUUUUUCUUUAAAGUAUUUUCUCAACCAGGAAAGCAAAACGGUUUUCUUAGCCUCAGCUAGUACCUAGCAAGAGCGAGCGUCAUUUGCUAAUUUGAAAAUGUGGUCCGGCAUAAUGGAGACCCCAACUGCUUCUACUGGUCCAGGUGUAGAGAGUCAUACAGGGCAAAGAGGGUCCGAGAGAUGCCCGCAACCAAGACCCGACUGGGGUCAUCCAACUCUAGGAUACAGCUCAGGCAAAACAUCCCAGAUGAAGGGUUGGACUUUCUCUAGGUGAGUCUAUGCCCAGGAAGUCUUGUACCAAGAGCUGUCGGUGUCAUGGACUGUGCUGAGUCAAAAUGUGAUAUUUCAACUCGUGAUGAAGAAAGCGUGGCGUAUUGAAGACCAAAUAUGUAUUUAUAUUCCCUUUCAGACUUAGUAUCGCACAAACAUUAUGACCACCGAUUCAACAGCUGGAGCAUUGGAGAGAAAUCUGACGGGACCGGGAGAGUACCGGUGUCGGCUCACAUUGCUGGUACUGUGGGCAUCUUAACAGCUGCAGUUUCCAAAAAGGCAACCAACAAUUCAGCUCCAUCUGUGUCUCUUAGCAUCAGGUGAUGAGAAGACUGUGAGGACCGUUACAGAGGAGGACGAUAGGUGUUGUCCAAACAGGUUUUCUUUAGUCUGGGUGCCAGUUCUCGCUGUGGUCCACAGCUAAAAGCUCCUAAAAGCGGCAAGUAGACCAUGGACUGGGUUGCCAGAUCUGACUGACUUCUCACACAAUAUCAACCAGCCCAAAUCUCAACCUCCACUGAGUAGACACCGUUCUCCAUAUCAUGGUCAGUGUUGGUUAGUAAAUCCAGACACAAAAGUUGGAUUGCAAAAAUUUCAACCCAAACAAUGUCUGAAGCCCAAAUGGGUGCAGAAUUUGGCAACGCUGCCCAUUUACCAGGGAGUCAGUUCCCAAGAAUCAAAUCCCGUCCUGAUUCAGCGCUAGCUUUCAAGUCUUCUCUCUUCAAGAGCAACAAAAGGCCUUUAAAUUUAAGGCUGUUUGCAGGUGGUCAUAAUGUUUUGCCUAAUGGCUUUCUUCUUCAGUUUGGUCCACUUCUGUCGACCAAGAUAGUCACCACGUGUUUGGCAUUUCUUUCUGUCUUCCAUUGAUUUUAAUGCUUUGUCCCAACGUUUCUUCCCGUCACUAACCUUCCAUGUGUCCCUGAUAUUUGAAGUCCAUUUUGGACGGACGGAUUUCGUGACCAUCAUGGUUUUAUUUUAACGCACCGCAGGCAGUUGUUUGGAGCAGGAAUGUAAAGACGGCUAUGAAUUUGAGAGGUAUUUUUGCAGAAGAUUGAUGGCUGAUUCCUGUAACUACCACUAACUAGUUCCUUCACCACUUCCCUUCGACGGUGGAAGGGUUUCUCAUUUCACAGCUCUAUUGAGGCAAACUUGUCUGGGAUGUUGAUGGAACUUGCUGCAAGAACUGAUUUGGAUGACUCCUGUGGUUUGUAGGGUCACAGCUGAAUUACCACUGAUCCAUUGCCAAAUCCAGAGGUAGCAGUUUUGCCUUAGACUCCCCUGUUCAAAGCUUCAUCUGAGGGCAGCGGUUCUACACUGAGUCUCCGUUGGACGCCUGAGAGCCCUGUCUCUUGAGGGUGAUACACGAUCCUUCCCGCUUCUACGGCUUUUUCAUCAGCCUCAUUGGUGAGGGCUGGGUUACGAGCCUUUCCUGGCUUAACUAGUAGAUCAACCAAAUUCGUUGCUAACCUUUCAAAUGAGUUGUUCCACACACCUUUCCUGCGUCACUCUCUCCUUCUGGAUCCUCACUCUCUCUUCUGCUGGCUGUUGACUGUGUGACAGGGACGGGUUCUACACGCCCAGGAGCAUAAUCCCAAAAUCAAAUGGGGCUGUGGCUUUGGAAUGAUUUCCCAUGUAGAAACCGCCCUCACAGUCUCACAGCUGAAGCAUCACAUAUUGGCAGUUCACUUAGCCGUCCAAUUGAAACACAAUUCCCCUGAGAGUCGCUCACAUCUUCGGCACCAUGAGUGAUGCUCAAAAAGGAAGAUAUAGACACCAUGAACUAGAGAUUCAUGAUUGGACCCCAAGGACACACUGGACACUGUCCAGUGAGAACUGCAAAUGGAGGGGAAGCAUGUGUCACACAAAAGGAGGUUGGCUUUGGUUCACCACAUAACAACGUGGUGAAAGCCCCUCAAACAGCCGUGCGUUUCCGUCACGGUCAGUAAGGAGGAGAGCCAUGUGAGGAAUUAUUGGUGGCGACUGACAUUCAGAGGAUCUUCUCUGAACCAUUUAUUGUCAUAAACUAAGGUACCACUUCACUUGACUUGAAACAAGAGGUGGUGCUGUUCCUCAUCCCCUCUGUGGUGUUCUUAUCUGCACAGCUCAGCUCCUCCCAUGCCACUACGAACAUGAGCAGGAAGUGAGAAUUAUCUCGGUAGAUCAUCCAGUCGGGCUCAGAGUAGGACCGCAGCCUCUGAAGUGCGGUGGUAUUGGAGUCCGGGUGUCUUUGCUGCUACACUCUGUUGUUCAGCACGACGGGUUUAAAGAUGACUCAGAUGGUUUUAUUCAAUGUCGACCAACUCUCUGUGAAAUCCCGCACACGAGUGGAAAAAAGGCCAAAGACUUUCAGUGUGUUCAUGUUUCUUCUGAGGAAGAGAGGCGCAGUAGUACAGGUUGUCAUGUGACUUCAGAAAAGGUCAAGAGCAGAGAUGGAAUCGAGUGUACAGACAAAGCUUUGUUUGCCAGCCGAGGGAGCCUCACUUCGCCGAUGUUCCCGCCUGCUCGUGAGGAGCGUGCCGUCCUCCCAGAGGACACCUCCGCGCGUCACGUCAGAUAUCGGGGCGCCCUGCGCCUUUCCCAGGAUCUGAGAAGGAAAACAGAGCAGACGAGCAAUACCGCCUUCAUUUGCAUUUCAAACUUCAGUCGGCGCACGAAGACUGUGGAGUUCUGCUCCCGACAGUCGCAUCAGGGUUCACUGACGAGUCGCCGCUCUUCCCUCCAUUUCAAUAUCAAACGUUUAAACAGAGACGAAGGUGGAGGUUGUUCUGAAGAGUAUUCUGACCACAUCACUGUGUUUCUCCUGGAAUGUUGCAUAUGUAUGAAAAUCGCUGCUGCAGUGGUCAUCUGUGUCUGUGCUCCGGUUGCUGAUGAGCCCGUGUGUGUGCGUCUGGUUGGUCCUCACUUGUGGCGACCAAUUCUUGACUAAACACUAUCCUUGAGGGGACCUCAUGCCAAUGUAGGGACCAUUUGGAUGGAGCUCUACAAACCCAAGGAUAAAGACUUAGUGGGUUUCAGCUUGGUUCAGAGUCCUGGUUCAGGUGAGCCAUGUCUGUUGGAUGUUUAGGUUUAGAGGGAGAAGCUGGGGAAAGGGUGAUGGCAAUGAGCGGUCCCCACAAGGAUAGUGAUGUGUGUGCGUGUCUGGGCUCCCAUCACGACUUUAUUGUCGGCAGAAGAUCUCCGCUUCCGCAGAGUCGCCAUUUGUGGAAUUUGUUUUUGAGUUUUUCUUAUUUCAGUCAAAAUCCUUCUACUGGUUCUGAAGAGGAUUCUGUGAAAAGUGGUAUUUGAGCAGCAAAAUGAAAAACUGAUGAUUGUUGGGGAGAAUAUUUUAACAGCCGGGGUUUGGGUUUUGUUUUCAUCAAAGUUAAAAAAGUAAAAAUUACAGUGGCUCUGUCAUAUUGCUGGUGUAAAUUUGAGAAUAAAUCUCAGGAUUUUAUUGCUUUUCUUUGACUUACUGUGCUCAUUCAGUUAGCGGCAUUGGUUUAUGCAUCGGGUGACUGUAUUCCUAGAAAAUUUAAUAUUUCCUCACUGUGGCCAACAUUUCGAAGCAUUUAAAGGACCACAAUGCUGAGCUGAUGAGAAGAGAGCUGCAAUGGUUGUUCAGAACUGUUUCCUGAAAGAAAAAAAAAAAACAAGAAAAGAGAAUGUAUUUGUUUCCUUUCACAUGCCGUUUUGCACAUCGCCGUGGAGAAUGUUUACUCUGAAUGUCUGUAACGCUGAAGA